GCGGUGCGGUUUGAAGACUUCUGGCUGGCGGAUCAGCUCAACAGCGUGGUCAUUUUCCUGUUGGAUCUACAAUAUACCUUUUGCUACGUCACCUACGGGCAGUUUCGUGACAGCGGCAACGCAACCUGCCGCUCCAAUCGUGGUGUUCUGCGCCCCAUUCUUGCCGCACUACCCGCCUGGAUUCGUUUCGCGCAGUGCAUCCGUCGUUACCGCGACACCAAAAAGGCUCACCAUCUCACCAACGCCGGCAAGUACUUCUCCUCCAUGUUUGUGACGGUCAUGAGCUCGUGGACGAGUGCGCAGCGCGAGCACGGCGGUGAAGUGGGCACCGACGACUACGUCACCGCUCUUUUCAGCGUGUGGAUGGUGGCCGCCGUUGUGUCCACCUGCUAUAGCCUCUACUGGGACUUGACCCAUGAUUGGGGUCUCUUCCCCAAGGAUCCUCACCCCAAAUACCGCUUCCUGCGCAAGCGCCUUCUCUACGAUCCCAAAUUAUAUUACAUUGCCAUUGCCCUCGAUACAGUGCUUCGCUUUCUCUGGACGCUCAGCGUCAGCGUUGGCUUUUUCGGAAGCUUUUUUUCCGAUGGCCUCGUUGCCAUUCUUGCUCUGAGUGAAAUGUUUCGCCGCUUCAUGUGGAACUUUUUCCGGCUGGAAAACGAGCACCUGUACAACUGCGGCGAGUUUCGC
This is a messenger RNA of Monosiga brevicollis MX1, 687 nucleotides long. RefSeq lists its product as uncharacterized. Gene Ontology annotation, cellular component: cytoplasm; Golgi apparatus; plasma membrane. The annotation marks the transcript as partial. Lineage: Eukaryota; Choanoflagellata; Craspedida; Salpingoecidae. Gene Ontology annotation, biological process: cellular response to phosphate starvation; phosphate ion transport. The transcript has a single exon. Gene Ontology annotation, molecular function: inositol hexakisphosphate binding. The record is from RefSeq and is a predicted model, not a curated record.